This is a messenger RNA of Torulaspora globosa, 1701 nucleotides long. RefSeq lists its product as uncharacterized. Gene Ontology annotation, cellular component: nucleus. Gene Ontology annotation, molecular function: protein binding; cis-regulatory region sequence-specific DNA binding. Bases 1 to 1701 code for a protein of 566 amino acids. The transcript has a single exon. NCBI's taxonomy places the organism in Eukaryota, Fungi, Ascomycota, Saccharomycetes, Saccharomycetales, Saccharomycetaceae. The record is from RefSeq and is a predicted model, not a curated record.
AUGAACAUUGACCAAAAAAGGCGUCAGAAGAGUCCAAACUAUCGCAUCAACCAACAUGCCAUUGCACCAAUUCAUCCACUGGGUGUGAAGCCUUCAGGAAACGCCCUUCUGUUCUCGGACCGCAAAGCUGCUGAGAGCUCACGAAAGAGACUCUUGGGCAACUUGGCGAGGUUUCCCGAGCACCUGCUGAUAGAGAUCUUGUCGUACAUUGGUGAGCCCCAUGAUUUGAAAAAUUUAGGCCAUAGUUCCAGAGUCCUGUACGCAUACACUUAUAAUGACGAAUACUGGAGAAAUCUAUAUAUGAGAGAGUACAAACGACUUGAAAGCACGGAGAGCGAAGGAGAUAUAAAGCCUUUCGGAUGUAGUAAGUGGAGGGGAUCUUGGCGGAAAACAUUGCUUAACAUAGACGACGAGUCUCUUGUCCAGACUAAUUCUUUGGUAUUUUCAGACCUGCUCUACAGGCCCUUUCAGUGCUCUAAUAUCGACUACUGUAGCCUUUUUGCGCAUAUUAUAGAAUAUGAAAAAAAAUCCAGUCAGUUAUGCUAUACCUUGAAUGCAGAAUUUGGAGUUGAAAGGUUUCGAGAGAGCUCCUUCACUUUGGAGCAGUUUCACACAAAAUGGAUCGAUAAGCCCUUUAUAUUACAGAAAGAUUCUCACCAAAAAAGCUGGCCAAAAUGGGAAUUUGAUGAUUUACUGAGACUGUUCCCAAGCGAGCUCUUUCGUCAGGAAGCUGUUCAAUGGGAUCUUGCAAAGUAUUUGGAAUAUGCAAAGAACAAUUGCGAUGAAUCACCAUUGUAUCUUUUUGAUUGCGCAGAUACUUCAAUGACAAAAAUUUCUCAGAUGUAUGAAGUCCCGAAUAUAUUCAUUAAUGACGCAUUCAAAUUGUUCCAGAGCGGAGAAGUCCAGUGUCGACCCGAUCACAGAUGGCUGAUUUGUGGCCCUGCUCGUAGUGGAUCAACAUUUCAUAAAGACCCAAAUCACACUUCAGCGUGGAACGUAGUCUUAAGUGGUAUUAAGUUGUGGAUAAUGUUACCGCCAGAUGUCCAGGCCCCAGGUGUGAGCACCGAUAAAGAAGAGGAAGAGGUAACCGCACCGAUUGGAAUUUCUGAAUGGAUUUUGUCAGGCUUUUACAAUGAUGCAGUGAAACUGGCGGCCAUGGGAAAAUGUUUAAUUACUGUCACUUUUCCUGGGGAAUGCAUUUAUGUACCUUCUCGAUGGUGGCAUUCUGUCAUUAAUAUCACUGAUUGUGUUGCGAUAACCGAGAACUUUGUACCUGAGCCGCUGUUGAGCAAUGUUUUAAGCUUUCUAAAAAAUAAACCAAGCCAUAUAUCUGGUUUUCACAUGAAGGAUGUCGCAAGCUCCAUCAAUGGAUUUUUAUGCAAUGUAAAGGAGAAAGAAAUACGAUCAACUCUUCCCAAUUAUCUUCCAACCUUGGAAACAUGGAGAGCGGCUAAUAGAGACCGUGAGUAUGAUAAUGAAGACUGCGGUGUGGAUUCUAGGUCAGCGAUUAACAUUCCACUUUUCGAAUUUUUCGUAGAACUUUUGAAGCGGUCUGAACACAAAGCAGUUGCAGAAGAGGCUGUCGAUGAGCUGCUCCGAUUGGAGCAAGCGAAGGAGAUAAAGAUUCGAGAGUCUGAAAAGUGGAAUGAAUUGAGAAAAGGAAAUAAUCAGCAGUUUUCAUUCUGCUUUGCACUGGAUUGA